This is a messenger RNA of Neodiprion virginianus, 1207 nucleotides long. It is a transcript of the gene Ccm3, whose product is annotated as programmed cell death protein 10. Bases 301 to 942 code for a protein of 213 amino acids. Gene Ontology annotation, biological process: positive regulation of MAP kinase activity; regulation of Golgi organization. Lineage: Eukaryota; Metazoa; Arthropoda; Insecta; Hymenoptera; Diprionidae. The record is from RefSeq and is a predicted model, not a curated record. Gene Ontology annotation, cellular component: FAR/SIP/STRIPAK complex; Golgi apparatus. The transcript has 5 exons. Gene Ontology annotation, molecular function: protein kinase binding.
CCUGCUGUAUACCGUUUUAUUCAUAGAAGGUAACUCUCUCCGUGUCAUGUCCGUUUUCAUUGCCACAAAUCCGACAAGUCUUCCCUGGACUCGUUAACCUUGUUUUAUUUAACGUAGAGUUUGUUGACAGCUGUCGGAAUAAGUCGGGGCGCAAUUAUUGCACGAUGAGAAUUUGAAAACUUUAUCUAAUCUCUGUCUUGCUGUUGAUGUAUAUCUCUCCUGGGUGCAAUCGGGUAGAGGACUAAGUAGUGCGCGUAGCCUUUCUUCCGUAUAUCCUUGAGAACCUCAAAUUUGUGAAGGAUGACAAUGGGCGAUGAGACCCCAGUUACAUCACUCGUCCUUCCCGUAAUAUUACGUCCGAUAUUAUCGAAGCUGGAACGGCAAAAUGUAAGCGCUGCACAGACUUUACGUGCGGCUCUCUCAAAGGCAGAGAGUUCACACCCUGGAAUUACGCAUGAUCUCGUCUUGGGGAUUGUGCGCCGAGCUGAUCUCAACCUCAAUAUGAAUGAAAGCAUUCUACGACUACAAGGGGUUGCUUCUGACAUUGAUGUAGUUGAGUAUCGCUUAGCUCGGUCAGAGGAUGCCUUCCAAGAAUUAAACCGGAAGUCUGCUUCGCUGAAGAAAAUUUUGAGUAGGAUCCCUGAUGAAAUAACUGAUCGGAAAACAUUUCUCGAAACGAUUAAAGAGAUUGCUAGCGCAAUCAAGAAGCUCCUGGAUGCUGUAAAUGAGGUUGCUGGGUUCAUACCAGGAUCAGCAGGAAAGCAGGCUUUGGAACAGCGCAAACGAGAGUUUGUAAAGUACAGUAAAAGAUUCAGCAACACAUUAAAAGAAUAUUUCAAGGAAGGGCAUUUUCGACAUUCUUUUCAGAGCAAACGCAGUCUUUGUGAGUGCGCUCUACUUGAUUCAUCAGACGAAUAUGAUAAUGGUUACAGUCAAGAAUAAGUGCGAAUGAAUUAGUGCAAAGAAGAAUGGCAGAUUUUCUUGGGAAAAAUGUUAUUGAUUAAUGUAAUACUGAGAUAAGCAGAAAAUCGAUGGGGCAAAGCAGUUUCUUGCAAAUUCGUGACUAAUGUUACGUAGUGCCCAACUGCACCGUGUUGUUGACUAAUCAAAUAUUGUAUACACCCACCUAUGUUACCUGUCUGAAUUACUGUCCCAUUCCCCUUUAUCAUAGAUUUAAAUAAAAAUAAACUAGUUUAACAGGGUGAAA